This is a messenger RNA of Pantherophis guttatus, 1992 nucleotides long. RefSeq names its product SPOUT domain containing methyltransferase 1 (gene SPOUT1). The record is from RefSeq and is a predicted model, not a curated record. Gene Ontology annotation, molecular function: miRNA binding. Gene Ontology annotation, cellular component: kinetochore; mitotic spindle; spindle pole centrosome. NCBI's taxonomy places the organism in Eukaryota, Metazoa, Chordata, Lepidosauria, Squamata, Colubridae. Gene Ontology annotation, biological process: maintenance of centrosome location; miRNA processing.
UUGAUUGAUUUGAUUGAUUGAUUAUUUAAUUGAUUUGAUUGAUUCAUUGAUUGAUUCAUUGGCAAAACUGAUUGAUUGAUUGAUUGUCCUAAUUUCAGUCAAAAUUUCAUCCUGUUUAGUUGGACAUCCCAUGUAAUGAUAACACGCCCAUUUAUUUAUAACAUUCCUUCCUCCCUUCCUCCUUUACUUUCUCCUUCCUCCCUCCCUCUCUCUCUCAUUCAUUCAUUCAAUCAAUCAAUUUUAUCCUGCAGCACUUCAAGCUGCAUUUACUCUAGUGCUGACAGAUACUUUUGCUCUUUUAACUUGGCAUGUUUAGCAUGUUUUGUGAACCCAUCUUAAGAGAUGGGGGGGGAAAAGGUUUCAAGGUUUACGCUUUCUACACCAAGUAAGUUAGCAAAACAGGGAUUUUGAAGGACUUCAAAUGGGAAAAGAAGAAAAGGUUGAUUGGCGCAAAUGGAAACAACAAAAAAAAGAAGAGACGAAACAAUGGAAAGAGAUGAAACUGUUGAAGAAGCUGGAGAAGAAGAGAGCCCGAGAGCUGAUGGAGAAAGAGAGAGAAGAAGCAAAGCCGACGGAGGAAAAAGGGCGGCACUACACAGUCAGCGUAGCUGUUCCCGGAUCGAUUCUAAGCAAUGCGCAGUCUCCUGAAUUGCGGACGUAUCUGGCCGGACAAAUAGCCCGUGCCUGCGUCAUCUUCUGCGUGGACGAAAUUGUGGUGUUUGAUGAACAAGGAGAAAAUUCCAAGACCAUCGAAGGCGAGUUCAAGGGGGUCAAGGGCAAAGGCCAGGCCUGCGUCCAGCUGGCCCGGAUCCUUCAGUACCUAGAGUGCCCGCAGUAUCUAAGGAAGUCUUUUUUCCCCAAACAUCAGGACCUGCAAUUUGCUGGGCUCUUGAACCCUCUGGACAGUCCACACCAUGUCCGAAUGGACGAAGAGUCGGAGUAUCGGGAAGGGAUCGUUCUGGCCCGGCCCACCAAACCUGGCCAAGGGUCUUUCGUGAACUGUGGGAUGCGGAAGGAGGUCCAGAUAGAUAAGCAAUUGGAAGGGGGCCUUCGUGUCACUGUGCGCCUGGAUGAAAAGCAGAAUGCAGAGAGCAAAAAGGAGAAAGGUGUUGUUGUAUCAUCACAAAGUCCUCGCACCGUUUCUGGCCUUUACUGGGGCUACAGCGUCCGAUUGGCUUCGUGUCUGAGUGCCGUCUUUGCUGAAUCUCCUUUUAAGGAUGGCUACGAUCUCUCCAUUGGAACCUCGGAACGCGGAUCCUCCAUAGAUGAAGCCACUCUACCUGCCUUCAGCCAUGCUUUAAUCAUCUUCGGGGGUGUGAAUGGUCUUGAAACCGGAGUGGAUGCGGAUCCCAACCUGGACGUCAGCGACCUCAGUACCUUGUUCGAUUUGUAUUUGAACACCUGUCCGGGGCAAGGAAGCCGCACCAUCAGGACGGAGGAAGCUCUCCUGGUCUCGCUCUCGGCGCUGAGGCCUAAGAUUGACGCAGCGGCUAAGAAAGGACGAAGUGGGAGCUGAGUGCUAGAUGCGAGGCAGAGCCCCCCACCCCUGAGGGCCAAAUGGGGAACAGAUGUGUAAGGACCGGUCCAGCUGCCCCCAAAUGGACCAACUGGGGCACCCUGUGAGAGGGGUGCCAAGAUGGUGGCACCCAUGAACCCAUAUGGAGUUUAAGACGGACCAUAGAACAAGCUUCUUAAAUUUGGCAAUUUGACAAGGUGCGGACUUCAACUCCCAGAAUUCUGCAGCUCCUUUCCCUUCCAUAAGUGGAGAGGCCACACCUGUAUUUUAUUCAUGCUGGUAUUUUUUAAAGUUAUUUAUAACGAUGGAGGGGACCUGCAGCCACCUCACUCCAACCAAGAAACUAGAGUUAAAGCUGAACGAAAGAGGCUGUUUCGUCAUUUCUUUUGGUGGGGAAAAAAUAUGUCUUCAAAGCAUUAUUUACGUGGCAGAAAUAAAUGGGAGAAGGGGGCUGUCUCCUCGUCUCCCAAGUCCCA